Molecule: messenger RNA, 2205 nt
Organism: Mya arenaria
Lineage: Eukaryota; Metazoa; Mollusca; Bivalvia; Myida; Myidae
Product: zwei Ig domain protein zig-3-like
Exons: 8
Coding region: 158-994 (278 amino acids)
Biological process (GO): cell-cell adhesion
Cellular component (GO): cell-cell junction
Molecular function (GO): cell adhesion molecule binding
Source: RefSeq, a predicted model, not a curated record
GCGAUUGGUUGAACCCAGCGAUGCUCUAUACAAGCGACAGUUGACAGUAACAUAGCGCUCUUGGACUCUCUCCCAUUAAUAGUGUUUCAAUCGUGCACUGUUGGCAUCGCACUCGGAUACUUUUAGAAUUCUACGCUAAGAUAACUUAUCGCUCAAAAUGAUUGUGGACGGAGAUAGACUAGUGAAACUGAUGACUCUCAUCUUUACUGCCUUAAACCAAAUACACUUCGCCUUUUCCUUUAAGGGAUUUUCCAUGAGAAGUCCAGAGCAGUUUAGCAUGUUGGCAAAGAGGGGAGGCGGCGGCGACUGGCGCGUGGCCUUCAAAGGCGACAAGUUCGAGGAGAAGACAUUUGCGGCGCGACAAGACGACAUCGUGCUUGAGUGCGAGGCGGGCGGAAGUCCCUCGCCAACCAUUCACUGGCUCAAGGACGGAGAGCGCAUCCAGCAGGGUGUGUCUCGGGACUAUUUGGACGAUGAGGCGGCGUACGAGGAGAAGCUGAAGGCGGGGGAUCAGCGGAUGUUGCGGCUGGGAAAGGUCAAGUCCAAGUUGUUCCUGGACUGCGUUUCCGACAGGGAUGAGGGUGUGUACACGUGCGUGGCCGAGACGCCAUACGAGAGAAUAGCACAGACGACCGUCCUUCAAAUGGAAGAUAGCAUCUCUUCAUUAUCAAGGAAAAGCUGUUUAACGAAGAAAGCGUUUAGAGGUGAGCCGGCGCGGAUCCAUCUAUGGACGGCCGUGCGGGUUGAGUUCGAAAGCGCGCCCGUGCAGUUGUUCUGUCGCGCGGAUGGCUACCCGGCACCCACGUGCACUUGGCGAUACACAGACGAGGGUAAACCGAUCGAGGACGAUGAACAUCACAAGCUCCUGCCCAACGGCGACCUCCUGAUUGGUCAGAUCAGCUGGCGGAGAAACAUGGGCGACUACUACUGCAUGUGCGAAAACGAGUCCGGUGUUGACGAAAUCUCAACAUUCCUCUACCCAACAAGACCCUGAGCUGCCCAAAGCCUUGCUUAAGAUAUAAGGAGGAAGUCUGCAGUUCAGCCAAGCGCCAUUGCUUCUUUCAUAUGCCUUAACAAUGACGUUCGGGUGUUAACACGAUCUACGCGAGAAAACAAAAAAAAACAAUCAGAGGACGGAAAUCUCAAUUCGACUUUCACGUGUUGUUGAACUAUCCAUACAUGUCAUUUACCUCUCAUUUCGAUGUUGUGACAAUUGUGAUAUUGGUGCUGAUGUACAUUGUGCCAGUAAAUUGUAACUUGACAACAUGACGGUGAAUAUGCGCAGUAAUUCGUUUUUUGGCGUGGUAGUUUUUGCGCAUGCGCUUAAUUUCUGUAGACGACUGUAUCAUGUGACUUAGUCGAAAACUAUUCCACAUAAGGGUGCCGAACUGACACGCCUUGCAAUGUUAAAUGUGUUCAAAUGACUUGUAAUCUAUGAUUUUAUCCUGUAUUAUUAUUGAUGUACUUUCCUUGCUCUAUGUGCUAUUACAGUCAUUUUUAGUCAUACAUUUUCUGUUGGCCAUAAUUUAUAAGGGGGCAUUCAAGUCAAUACGUAUGAACGAUAAAAAAACGAGAGUAAAAAACAACUCGAAUCGGGUUUGACUCACCAACACCAGUAUUAAGACUGAAAUGUGUAUGAAACUCAUCAAAAUGCCCCGGAAUAAAACGCUGCCAUACAGCAUAAUAUAACAUUACGACAGAAAUAUUUAUUCAAAUGGGUCGAUUGUUCAGAAAUUUGUUACCUUUCAAAUUGUUACUGCUCUGGAAGUUUAAUGGAUACAUUUCAGAUCUGCUGUAUAACAAACAAGACUUGAUACGGCUUUUAUAUUUAGAUCUGUGAACUCACAAUCCAAUAUUUUACGUUUACAAGAUAACAACGCUACCUGAUGACUUUAACAAAGUUGUGAACAACCGGCCCCAUGUAAACAAAGUGCAUAAUAGUUUACAUAGACUUUAGUCAAACUGCAAACGUGAUUUAUGUUUUUGUUUGAUAUGUCUCAGCCUAUUUAAAUCCAGGUUUCCUGUGUAAAUACGCAUUUCAUAUUUAUUUUACUUAUUUAUUUUGUUCAUGCAUUUUUAGCCAUCUUUCAUUUACAUGUUUUACAUUCACUGCAUUGACACUCAUGACUUCAUCUUUUGUUUCAUUGUGACUAUGAACUAGUUAUUGUUAAAGGCAAUUGAGAGAUUAAAACUCAGAAAAAAAUA